AUGAGGGAUGUAAAAGGAUAUUUGAGUAGAAAACAGAGCGAAGGGGGACCUUUAGCAUCGGAUUGGGUUUCUCUAGGAGAGUUAUACGAAAAAAGGUGAGGAUUGUUCGAUUUUCUGACAGUUUGAUGAACUCAGCUGAUACACUGGGAUUGCUUAGUCAUAUCUGCUUGUUAAGGUCUGUGUCUAGUAAUCGAGUCACAGAACACGUUUUUGGGUUUGAAAAAAACGUAACUACACAGAUCUAAAUUAUUUUUGUAAGUUGUGUUAAUAGCCUGUUUGGUAGGAGUUAUCGAGUAGGCCGCUUGCAAUGUACAUUUGCCACACUCUGACUCGUUGAGCUUUUGAUAAUAAUAGUAAGCUUACUCUGAACUAGACGCAGGUAAACUGGCCUCGGGCCUCCUUAUGAAAAAAAUUUCAAAUGAGAAAACUUCACGUAAAAAAUCUUGGGCUUCAAAGGCCACGUAUAUCGAAAUAAUAACAGUCUAUAUGUAUAAACAUAAAGGUCGGUACACACUAGGCGACAAGUUGCAGCAACAAGCUGCAGCGACAGAUCACUCCGUGUGUACAGGUCGCCUAAGCAAAAAGCUUAUAUGUAUGUUUAUAACUCUUUGUACAUGGAAAAGGUGUCUUUAAUAGCAUUUAGUUGAGCCUAUACUUGCAGGUUGUGUUAAUUAAUUGAAUUGAAUUGUGUACCUUUUUUCUUAGUAUUAUAUACAAGUCAUAUUUGGGGAUUUUUCUCUUUAUAUUUUCAAUUAGCUUUGUAUUUUUAUCAAUUUUUUUAAAUAUCAAUAUGCAGCAUUGAGCCUAGUUAACUUGUUUUAGAUUUUUAGCCUUCUUAAUACUUAGUCUCGGGCUUGGUAGACUUUGUAACCACACCCUGUGUAUUUGACGAUGAAUAAAUAAUCUUAUAUUAUCUUAUCUUUACUGAAAGGUCCUACAAUUUUCAGCUGUAGCAGAGGCUCAUGACCAAUUAUAGGAAAAAUAAGUUUAAAAACAUGCAGUCAAAUUAUUCUCAAAGUGGACCAGGAUGGCCCAGUGUUUUCUGUAGGUGCUCUCCCCAGGGGGGCAGACCUUAGUGUCCACAUUAUAGAGAUGUCCCUAUAGUAGUGGUACAGUUGAAGGAAUUGUAGAAAUUAAUUGGUGUCUUUGAGACAAGAUGCACUGUACAAUAUAGAGAAGUGCCUGUAUUACUAUUGAUAUAAAUUUCUGUCUGUAAAGAUGUCUGUAGAUUUGAUCUCUUUACAGAUAUGCCAAAGUGCACUUACAUACAUGGAAUACCGUGAAAUUCUGAAAAUAAGCCACUCCAUGUAUGAAUCGCUCUAAAUAUAGGCCCCCCAAACUCAUAACACAAAAAAACGUCCGAUAAAUUGCCCCUCCAAAUACAAGCCCCCCCCAGGGCUUGUACUUGGAAAUUGUCCUCAAAUUCAAAAUAAAACAAAGCAAAAACUGUACAGUAACACAUAAAUUUUUGCAUUUGCCAUAGUCUUGGUCCAUAUAGACAAAGUACUUGCAUGGCUGAGUUUUAGAAAGAUCUAUGUCCUCAAGGCGAGUUUCAGUAAAAACUUGCUGCAAAUUACUGACAUAAAUUUCCUUCCAACUAUAAGCUUUGAGGCAUAUUUCGCUCCCAAUACAGUUGUAUAAACCUGGCUGAUUUUGAAGUGCAAAUUUUCCUCUGUAUAUGAGCCUCUCUGAAUAUAAGCCCCUCAAAAAGGGCCUUUGAAAAAUAUAAGCCCCAGGGUUUAUUUUGGGAGUUUUACGGUUUGAAUUCACACUUCCUUUAAACAUAGAACUCUGUACCUGUUUUUUUUUUAAUCCUAUUGUAUGAAAAUCUGUAAAAUAAUAUCUUUCAGGUUGUGGCAUCAGCUAACUCUCAAACUUACUGAGUUUGUUAAGAAUGACUACUUUGCUCAAAAUGGAGGGCUUGUUGAGGUAACUGUCAAGAGAACAUACAGCUGUGAAAAAUGUUGUCAACAAAUGUGGCUGUUUCAGUGGGAAAUUAAGGGAAUUGUUUUACACUUGUAUUAAGCAAUUGUGCGAUCCAUUGACUUGUACACUUUUUGCCAUAAAAUGACAUGUACAUGUACAUAUCUGAUAUCAGGCUACUUCAUAAUUAAAAAAAAAAACAGAAAAAUGUCCUAAUUUGAGCACAUCACUAAGCUAAGUUUUAACUUAAAAGUGUAAUUUCUUUUCUUCCCAAAUGUUUUUCACUGCAAUGUGCCUAGAAGAUAAAUACAAUUUAAAGGGUUUCCUUGAAAUUAACGUACAGUGUAUAUGUUGUAGUUAAUUCUUUAUCUCACAUAGUUGUUCUUUUUUCUUUUUUUUAAACUUCAUUAGCAUCCAUUACCACACUCAAAAACAAAAAACAAAAACAAAAAAAAUUACCUGAGAUAAAAUUUAACUACAUAUACAUGAUUGUUUUUUAAGAGUUCUUCACUUACAUAUAAGUUCUAGUAUGCAAAGAAAGUACAUGAAGUGUCAGAUACAAGUAACCUGGGGUUAGUGGAUUUUGUUGUCGGGCUGGUGAAUGCUGUUGUUACAUGUAACUCCCCCAAUGGACAAGGGCUUGUUUUAGGCUAGUCGGAAUGACUUUUGGGAGCAACAGCUUGCCUGAAUGACAAGCUGUAGAUGUACAGGUACUCCACCCUGAGUUCAAAAUACUUUGUCCUCUUUAUUCACCUGAGUAACAAGUGAAUUAAAAGUUAUGUGGACUUGUUGUAGAUUUUGUGAAAUUGUAUUAAAUGAUUUAGAUUACAGUGCACUACAUCACCUAUCUUUACUUGGGUGUAAAAGUACAUUAUCCCUCUUUUUUGUAGAUGUUUGAAAAUUUCAUCGCAGACUUUGAACACAGGUAACUUCAACUAAAUUUACUGUACAUGUAUAUGGAAGUACAUGAAGGUCUUUUUUUUAGCUCAUACAUGUAUGUACAAAUGAUUGUAUAGAAGAAAGGUCUUUGUUCGGUUUCAUGCUUACAAUACUACAGCUUAGAUUUUCCCUGUGGUUAAUCUAAACACUUUCUUUUUGUAAUAUUUUUUUUAAUUGUAGAAUAAACAUGCUCUCCCUCAUGGAAAUUGUGUUGUACGUCAUAAAGGAAAUCAAAGGUAGUUAACAAAAUUAUCAGACAAAUUUGUAUAAAAUAAUGUUACAGGUCAAAUUUGAUUUCAAGUUAAAUCUUUUUAACGUAGGUUGACUCUCAAUUUCCAUUGUCUCUUUGAGCUAGAAGACAAAGUAAACUGAGAGUCAACCUAGGUUAAAUCAAAAUUAACCUGAAGUCAAAUUUGAACUGUAACAUACACACUAUAUCACCAUUUGCUAACUGCAUAAACAGAGUUGAUAGAAAUACAUGUAGUAUUUGGAAUGAAACUUCAGUUGCAAUUUUAAUUAAAUUUUACAAUGCAAACAAAUGUAUGUUUAUUUCUAGAACCAGAAACUGCUCUUGAGUUCCUGGAGAGAGAAAAAGAGAAGGUUUGCACUUGUAUUGUCUAUUUUUUAAGCAUAAGUUAAAGUUAAUGUAACUGCCCUUGACUACAAGCCUGAGAUUUACAUUGUAAAGUGUAUUUAUGUCGUGGUUCAAUUUUAUCCUUCGUUUAAAAUUUUAAAGUUUUCUUUUGUUUUAAACUCAUUACCCUACAUUUGGACAUUACCAUACUCAAAAAAAAGAAGAGAAAAUUUAAAUUUCAGGUAAAAUUGAAACACAACAUAUACAGUUGUGGCAGGCUGGUGAAAAUUGCACUUAAAAUUCAGGAAAAAGUUUUUUAACCUACAUGUAGAUUGAUUCUCAAUUUCCUUUGUCUCCUUGAGGUUGGGCACACUCCCUCAAAGUAUCGCAUUUUGACUCACUAUAAUAUAGCAGCCAUCCAUCCAAUUAUGCACAUCUGUGUUCAGUGUAAACUUUACUUAAAUCACUAAAACAAUUUUUCUUAAAUUGUGCUUUUCCUACAGAUAAAAAAUGAUGUAGAGGCUGAAGUGCUCUGCAUGACAGCCAUUGGUAAUAUUAAACUCCAACAAGGGAACAUGGAAGAAACAAAGGUACAUGUACAUACGGUACAAAUUUAUACUUUAUACAUUUAAUUUUUGGUUUUGAUUCUUGUGAAUAAAGAAACAGUCUACAUGUAAGUCAUAAUAAAAUGAUAUUACAUGUUUGCAUAGUAACUUUUUGUUAAGUUUUCUCAAAGCAUAUUGUUAUUUUGUACAGCUUUCUUCAUGUACUUCAUAUUAACUUUAUAGCAGUUUUAUUGCUGCAUACAGCCAUUGUUUGUGGUUAUUCCUGUUUUAUUUUUUUUUUGGCAAGUGAAGUUAAUGAAACUCAGAAAACUCUGUUACCGGUAGUUCAUCUAAGGUUAUCACCAAAAGAAAUAAUAUUUUGUUGUACUGGUACAAUGUAGCUCAUACACUGUAAAUGUUUUGUGAGUGUGUGUAGUCCUGUUCAUAACCACAUUCUUAACAAAAAAGAUGACUUGGAUCGAAUCAGUCUACUUCAUCUCUUAUUUAAACUUAACACAACUUUGUGUCUCUCACUUUUGUGUAGUCACACAGGGCUAAUCUUAAUUACACAUUGCAGACAUGAGCAUACAUGUACAUGUACACUGUACGAUUAAAAGUAUCUGUACAAAUCCUGAAUCCAUCCUCUUUUGUUACAUGUACAACCUAACACUCUUUUGUUUGUAGACGAUAGUGGAGCAAGCCAGAGCUGUACUAGAAACCAUUGAUGGAGUAACCACAGUCCAUGGCAGAUUUUAUGAACUGUGCAGUAACUAUCACAAAGUAAGUACAUUCGUAGGUUAAUAAUAAUAAUAAUAAUAAUAAUAAUAAUAAUAAUAAUAAUAGUAGCAUUUAUAUAGCACCUAUCCAGUAGUACAUCUAUUGUAGGCGCUUAACAGCUUAUGUGGGUUGGUGCUUAUUGUUUAUACAGAGUAGUUAUUUGGUCUUGUUUACUGUCAGUACUUCAACUGUCAUAUGUUUUGGGGUUCAUUUUUUGUUGUUGUUUUAAAUUUUUCAAAGAGGUUUAAUUUUAUUUCUUAUUCUUCGAUUUUGGCAAUAAUCCAGUGGACACCAGCUUAAAUGAGUUCAGUUUGUGGCUCACAUUGUGUAGAAUACAUGUUCUAAAACAUGAUACCAGGACUUGCUCUCAAUAAAGUGUGAAAUGUCAGAUUACAAAUCCUUGUACCAUGACCAAUUCUUGUUAUUAAUGCAGUUUUAAAAUCCAUACUGCUCCAUAAUUUCAUAAAAAAACUGACCAUGUACAUUGUGCCCUUUAUCUUUUGUUAGAUUACUGGCUCAUACAAUGACUACUACAGAGAUGCUCUGAGGUUCCUGGGCUGUGUAGAUAUUAAAACCAUGCCAGGUUUGUUGUACGCGACUUGUUAGUUUACUUUAGUGCGAACAGUCAUUAAGUGGUAGGUGUAUUUUGCAGUUAAGUUUAGGAAACUGAGUCAGUCUACAUGUAGUUCCAGGAAGGGUCAUUAAUAUACAGGGCAAACAGAAAUGGAAUUUGAUUUACUCAGAUCUCUAACCCUUAUCAAUAAACUUCAGGGUCAUUCGAUGUUUGGCAGCCAUUCUGCAUUCUGCAAAGAACUCCUUCCAGGGGCAGAGGGGGGGGAGGUGUACUUGUCUAGUUGAAAAAUGUGACAGAUUAAAAGGGGUAUACAUUUAGCUGAGUGUUCAUGUGGAAAUGUAUCUUGAUAAGCAACAAAUUAAAUGAAAAGCUUAGGGAACUGUGUGGUGUCAAUCUUAACCAGUUGUGUCUGGUUAAAUGUGCGGACAUAAAAAAUUAAUAGACUGCACAACACAGUGUGGGAGUGAACUUGUUACAUGUGUGAUGUUAAGACCCACAAGUUUCAAAACCAUUUUUUGUAGUUGGAUUUGUUAAAUAAAAUUCAUUGUGGAGAGGCAUGAUUAUGUCUAUCAUUGGCAUUUUGUCCUAUUAAUACAUGCACCUGUAAUACUAUAUGAAAAAUCUAAACAUUCAAAUGAUAUUUUUUUAUGAUUAUUGACCUACACUGUAAGGUCACUAGAAGGUUACUGAUAAGGUUACUCACUAGGAGCAGUAGCACAGGCCUACCAACACCCUUUUUUGUUACCAUUUACAUUGCUCAGCAAAAUGCUGCUUGCCUGUCUGACAAAGUAUGCUGGCCUGACAGGUUGUUUCACUAACCCCAGGCUAUCAAACAAUGCGUUAAUAAUUAACGACAAAUUAUUUGUCUCCCCCUUUACAUUGCCUUACAGUACAAUGUUUGUACAGGAGUUGGUUAUGCCUGAAUAAGAAACUUGUAACACAUGAUUGUUUUGUUUUGUACAUGAAAUUACUUGACAUGGCGAGUUGUUGUGGUUUUCAUUGUAAAGAUGUAAUGAAAAAUGACUGUUUAUUGUAGCUUUUCUGGUUUAUUUAUCAGUUGCUGAACAAGUUGAUAAAGCCCUUCACCUAUCACUGGCAGCUUUACUAGGGAAUGAUAUUUAUAACUUUGGAGAGCUGGUAGGUUGCACAAUGAACAUGCAUUCGCUGACGCCAUUGUGAUAAGAGCUUUUACAACUCUACAUGUAGUGUCUUGUACAUUUAUAAUGGUUAGAAAACUAUUAUUCAAGUAAAGACAUUUAAAAAAGGUUUGUGUUCAAUAAGUAUCAUUUGUUUGUUUUCUCAGUUAGCACAUCCUGUUCUGGAGUCCCUCAAAGGAACACCACAUGGAUGGCUAAUUGAAUUACUUUAUGCUUUCAAUAGUGGUAUGUUUUCCCCAUUAAGUACAAUGUAUAGCAGUAGCUGGAAUAUGUACACUGUAUUUCAUAUAGUUUACACAAUGCAAAUCUUCAGCUGUCCUCGCAACAGCUUGGCAAUAACAAAAUUGAAAACAUUUCAGCUUAAUAAAUGUACAUACCUACUAAACUGCACUAAUAUAGUCAUGAAUCACUGCCAGGUCUUGUAUAUUUUGUACCUGUACCUAUUUGGGUUCAUUUUUUCUUUGGUUUAAAUUUUAUUUCACUUUGUUUUUUGUUAUAGUAGUGUUCAUUGUAUGAUAGUACAUAGAAAAACAGAAGAUGAAAUUUAAAGCAGAAAUUAAGUUGAACCACAACGUACUGUACGUGUAAUAUACAUUGAAAGUGAAAAGUAAAAUUAUUGCUGGGUCAGGGAUUGAAAAGUUAGGGAUAUACUUUCCAUUGCAGUCUGUGCCAUCACUUUAUACAUGAUACUAAGCUUACUGCUUGUUCCCAGAUUAAACAUCGUAUUGAAAUUUUUGUCAGAAGGGAGAGCGAACAGAAGGAAAAUGUUAAAUAUUUUUUAAAAUUUUAUUUUGUUAAGGUCAGGGAAAUGUUUAAGAAUAAUCAGGGAUUUUUUUAUUCUGGUGUUUCUUGUUGCUAGUUGCAUGUACAUGCACUCAUCUUAACCAUUCUUCCACAGGUGACUUAAGUAAAUUUGAACAGCUCAAACGUCAUUGGCAGAAACAGGUAAUUUAGACCUCAAAUACUAUUACAAUUUCCAGAUAAAUGCUUUUUUUGUUUGCUGUACAGUGUGUAGCUGUACACAGACUAUGUACCAGAAUCAUUUUCAAGUGGAUUAAACAAUUAUUAUUUUGUCAACCUAAAAUCUACCUGCUCCACUUGGCAUUAAAAUUUUUCAGCUUUCCCAGUCUGUCCACUUGGACAAGCAUCAAUUUAUUUUAAAUCCCCAUCAGCUUAAACCUCACCUCAGCUACAAUGUAUCAUUACAAACCUUGAAAGAAUUACACUGAACACUGAACAUUCUUAUUUUAACUUCUUAGUAUAUUUACAGCGAAAAUAAGGUAAUUAAGAAAAGGAGCUCAAAUAAUAAGUUAGGUAAGAAGUUAGAACUAUCCAAAAUGCUGUGAGGCUCAUGAAGUGGAUAGGCCAGACUAUUUACAAAUUUCAAAAAAUUCAAAGAAAUAAUUCUUUUCAUUAUGAUGCAAGAGAUGGCUUCCUACAGUUUGAAGUUAUAUUAUUGCAUAUUAUUGUGCAGACUGGCACUGUUGUAGUACUGAAAAUUACCAUUUUCUCUUCUACAGGCUGACUUAAACCGCAACUACAAGAGCCUGAGACAGAAGAUCAGUCUACUCUGUUUGAUGGAGGUCUGUUAAUUUUUAUUCCGUUCCUUUUGCAUUGAUACACGUACAUUGUACCUUUAAUAUUUUAACAUUGAUGAAGUAGAAGAGAGGUGUCUGUUCAGAAAAGAUGUUUUGCUGGUUGCAAAGAGAAGCAAGAGCAUCUUCAAAGACUUUUGAAAUGACACAUAUAUUAUCAAUUUUACUCUGUUUUCUACCUGAUCACUGUAUCAAAUCAAUGUUAUACAUCCUGGUUUUGUUGUUUCCCUUACAAAUGUCGAGCUAAAGUUGUUUUGUCUCUCUUACAGCUUAACUUAUCAUUGUUUGUCUUUUUGCUUGCUUAUUUAUUUGUUUGUUUGUUUUUUUUGUAUUGUUUUUCACAGUUGACAUUUAAAAGGCCAUCCAAUGACAGAAACCUGACAUUUGAAAUGAUAGCAAAAGAAGCACAGCUGCCCCUUGAAGAGGUUAAUUAACAGUCAAUUUUUUACAGGGUUGUCACAAAGGUUUCAGGUUUCUUCAGUCAGGGACAAAAGUAGAUGACACAUUUGUCUUAAACGUGCGCUUUUGUCAACGAUUUCAUUCAUUUAUCAUUUAAGUCAUUUUAAACGCUUAAUUCCUUAUUGCUCGCGUAGACUGCAGUCACCAAGCUUCACAGACUCAGUCAAGAGUUCUUCCAGUUUAAUAUUAGUUGUCUACUUCACUUACAAAUUAUAAAUACAUUGUGCAGAUAAAUGUACAUAUACAUGUCAAUCAAUUCGUCAUAUUUUUUAUAUCUACAUUGGCGUAAAACUUUCUACCAUUUAUAGGAACGUAUUAUUUGUACAGUAUUGUGUAUGUUUGUUUGGCCUCUUUUAGCCACGAUUUUAUUGUAACUUUCUUUUUUCCAACCCCAGGUUGAACUUCUUGUGAUGAAAGCUUUAUCACUUGGUUUAGUAAAAGGUAAAAAGUUGUGAUAAACAUACUAUGUACCUACAUAGAAUGUACUCAAGGAAUACCAGUAUAAAAAUAUAGCUUCGUUUUUUUCACUUCUUAGAAAAGGUUUGAUCACGAUAUCACUGUUUGAAUUCUGAAAUAAGAUUAUAAGUGUGUACGUUUUCCACAGUGAUAUAAUUAUUUUGCAAUUUGUUAUACCCAACAAUUUACCUUCUCUUUUCUGAGGCCCGUUCACUUUACCUAAGAAAUCAAAACAGCCUUAAAAGUCAAGGGACAUUAAUUUUUAAAACUUAAAACUUUAUUUGAAAUAUUACAGAGAAACAAUUUGCCAAACAAAACGUGCGAUUUUUGAAAGCUAAAUUUCGGUUGAGAAUCAAAAUCUCUUUUGGAAAUAAAAAUUUUACCUAAGAUAUCCAUAGCAAAAACAAAACUUUAUUUAAAAAAUCGAAAAUGUCUGUCCAAAACCAAAAUACAAUUUUUUAAAUCAGUAUUGUAUUUAUGAAAUCAAUAGGAAAACUUUUUUUGAGAGACUGGAAAUCUCAGUUGAGAAGCCAAAUCCCAUUUAGGAUAUAAAACACCAUAUACAGUUACGAAAUCAAAAUCAGAAUUUUUGUGCGAAGUCCAACUCCAGUUUUGAAAAAUGAAAGCCUCCUUUAUGAAAUCAAGAGAUAUAUUUUAAAAAUGAAAACUUUGUUAGAGAAAUCAAAAGUUUUAGUAUUCACCAAAUCAGUGAAUAGCAAUUUUCGUGCGUUUUGAUUGGCUCACGUAACUCGGAAUAUCCUUGGAUAAUAGGCUGAUUUAGCAACAGAACGGGAACGUCAGUUGACGACGGCGCGCGCAGAUCAAACAACUGGCUUGACCAAUGGAAGAGCGGCAAAUUGGGCACCGGAAGUUGUGUUUAGUCCUUUCCGCGCGCUUUCCCGUCGUCAACUGACGUUCCCGUCCUGUUGCUAAAUCAGCCUAUUCACUGUUUUGGGACGGGAUUCAAAAUGGCUUCUCGUUUCGCGACAGUUCCGAAAGAUGAAAUUUUAGCAGUAAAUGAAGCAGCUGCGCCAACAAAUACCAAGAAAGAGACAAAAUUUGGCUUCUUACUGGUCGGUAGAAGAAACAAAGUCAUAAAAAAAUGAUCCCCGAAACCUUGUCAAUUGAAACGUAAACAAACUGUAACUAAGUGACCUCUUUUAUUAAAAAAAAGUUCCUUUUUGAUUUUUAUCCAACUGAUUUUGAAAAUACUAAAACCUCUAUCUCCCUCAGGGUCGGUUCAUAGCGCUAAUAUAUCCACCACUAUUCACCUUCCCUUCGGGGAAUAGUUGUAUACUCUUCACCUCCCCUUCAGGGGAUAGUUGUAUAGUAUUCACCUCCCCUUCGGGGGAUAGUUGUAUACUAUUCACCGUCCCUUCGGGGAAUAGUUGUAUAUUAUUCGUCUCCCCUUCAGGGGAUAGUUGUAUACUAUUCACCUCCCCUUCGGGGGAUAGUUGUAUACUCUUCACCUCCCCUUCCGGGGAUAGUUGAAUAGUAUUCACCUCCUUUUCGGAGGAUAGUUGUAUACUAUUCAUCUCCCCUUCGAAGGAUAGUUGUAUAUUAUUCACCUCCCAUUUGGGGGAUAGUUGUGUAGUAUUCACCUCCCCUUCGGGGGAUAGUUGUAUACUAUUCACCGUCCCUUCGGGGAAUAGUUGCAUAUUAUUCGUCUCCCCUUCAGGGGAUAGUUGUAUACUCUUCACCUUCCCUUCCGGGGGAUAGUUGUAUACUCUUCACCUCCCCUUCCGGGAAUAGUUGUAUAGUAUUCACCUCCCCUUCGGGGGAUAGUUGUAUACUAUUCAUCUCCCCUUCGAAGGAUAGUUGUAUAUUAUUCACCUCCCAUUUGGGGAAUAGUUGAAUGCUAUUCACACUUACAGAUGUGUAAUUUGCCCUCAGGCUCCAUUGAUGAAGUUGAGCAGAUGGUUCACAUGACUUGGGUUCAACCAAGAGUAUUGGACUUGACCCAGGUAAAUAUUCUAACAUUACACUUUAAUCACACUCACGGCUGCAUUUAUGAAAAAUAACUGGACUUCUUUAUUUUCAGUGAUCUCUAUUGCUAUAGCUGACCUUCCUCAGUUCUGCAAAGAAGUUGUUGUGGCUUUGGUGGGGGAAAUAUUGUCUAACUGGCUCGCCUCUUAUCUACGAGGAAUUUCUCAAAUACAAUGUAUAUCCCUGGGGGAAGGGGUGUGGCAAGAUUAUAAUGCACUCGUCUCAAGAGAGGGGAAUUAAAAAUCGCGGCUUUUAGCUUAAAAGUAUGCGUAUCCAUUGAAGUGGGUAGCCCAUUUCUUAUGUCUUUCAUAUGCGAUUAAAAGGAAACUUAAAUUCAUGUGGAAGAAUGAGCGUUAAGAGUGGAUUUCAAAAAGAGAGGCGCUGUUCGAGAAAUGAGCCCGCGCCGUUGCGGCGGAAAUCAAGCGCACUUUGAAAAAGAGGAUAAGCCACAGCCGCAGCAGCAGAUUGGUGCGCUUUAGAGUGUUCUGGUAACCAAAUGCGUCAUUAUUCAAAGGAAGGUGACAACGGGUUAUGGAUUGAAUAGGUGUUCAUACUGUCCUUGUUCUGUUUGUUAUCUGUAGAUUGGCCAUAUGAGGGAUCGUUUAUCAGAGUGGUGUGAGAAAGUCAAGACUCAAGUCUAUUCUGUUGAAGACCAAGGUCCUGAGCUGCUCGUGUAA
This is a messenger RNA of Porites evermanni, 11662 nucleotides long. The record is from the annotation of a GenBank genome assembly. Lineage: Eukaryota; Metazoa; Cnidaria; Anthozoa; Scleractinia; Poritidae.